UGUUCAAAUAUUUUUAUUUUGUCAUUAGUGUCAUUUCUUGUCAAAAUGGCAAACAUCUCCCUUCGAAUUUUGCUCAAAUUCAAAACCUUUCCUCAAUUAUCAAUAAAAAGGGGUAAACAUCACGCUUGGUACCCCGAUGCCGAGUACAUGAAACAGUUUGACGGUCCCGUCAUGUACCCUGACAAACUCACCUCUAAACUUAAACUACCCCCUUUCAACGCAAAACGACUCCCUCUGGAACGUAAAGUCACCAACAUGAUUAUCAAUUUUGGUCCCUGCCACCCGGCAGCUCACGGAUGUCUCAGAAUGAUAACAGAGUUGGACGGCGAAAUUGUUCGUCAUCUCGACCCCCAUAUCGGACUCCUCCAUCGAGGUACCGAAAAACUCAUUGAGUAUAAAACCUACAACCAGGCUAUUCCGUAUUUUGACCGCUUGGACUACGUCUCGCCCAUGUGCAGCGAACACGCAUUUUGUCUAGCUGCUGAAAAAUUGCUCAAUAUUGACAUUCCAAGGAGGGCGAAAUUUAUUAGAGUCCUGUUUGAUGAAAUAACGCGUUUAAUGAACCACAUGGCAGCCACGUCUUUUCUAAUUUUAGACGUGGGGGGAAUUACUCCACUAUUCUGGCUGUUUGAGGAGCGAGAGAAAUUGAUGGAGAUUUACGAAAGGGUGUGUGGGGCCCGGCUGCAUGCUAAUUAUUACCGCAUUGGGGGCGUCAACCAGGACAUGCCGAUUGGACUUUUGCAUGAUAUUCACAAUCUUGUAUCCAAGUUCGGUGAAAGGAUAGAUGAAGUCGAGGAUUUGGUAACCGAUAAUAGGCUUUUUAUUGCACGAACACAAAAUAUCGGAUGCGUCCCGGCAGAAGAUGCUCUCAAUUCGGGAUUUUCCGGAUGUAUGUUGAGAGCGUCUGGAAUAAAAUGGGAUUUGCGCAAGAAUAAGCCUUACGAGAUUUACGACGAAUUAGAAUUUGAUGUCCCUGUUGGCUCUAAUGGAGACAUCUACGACAGAUUCAAGGUGAGAUUAGAAGAAAUGCGUCAAUCGGUUCGUAUCGUAGAGCAAGUUAUCAAUCAAAUGCCACCAGGAGAAGUUAAAUUGGACGAUCAUAAAAUUUCGCCUCCCAACAGACGAGAAAUGAAGUCAUCUAUGGAAGCUGUUAUUCAUCAUUUUAAGAUAUUUAGUCAAGGGUUUCAUGUACCACCGGGGUCUACAUAUACUUCUAUAGAGCAUCCAAAAGGAGAAUUUGGUGUCUACUUGGUUUCUGAUGGCAGUUCGCUACCGUAUCGUUGCAAAAUACGAACUCCAAGUUUUAUACAUCUCUCCGGAAUUAAUCGUAUGGGAAAAAACCACUUUUUGGCCGAUGUCGUUGCAAUUCUUGCGACAUUGGAUAUCGUGUUUGGCGAUGUAGACCGAUGAUUCAACAUUUUUUUUAAAGGGUAAUGAAGAUUAACAGUUUUCGGAUAAUGGAGUCAUUUAAGAAUGCCUGAUUUAAAAAUAAGAACUGGCCAGUAAAGUAUUUAAUUCUUCUUCAUAGGAAUGUUUAUCACUUGUUAUACACUCAGAAAAUGCCUCAAAAACAUCAACAAUAAGUCGGGAUACAAAAGUUGUGGCUGAGAAUAGUCAAAUAAAUCUUUAACAUUUAGUGUUUUGUAAGAGCAUUAUAAAUAAUAAGAUUAAUUUUGUGUCUGAUAAAAA
Tribolium madens (black flour beetle) is the source of this 1689-nucleotide messenger RNA. Its product is annotated as NADH-ubiquinone oxidoreductase 49 kDa subunit-like. The transcript has 8 exons. NCBI's taxonomy places the organism in Eukaryota, Metazoa, Arthropoda, Insecta, Coleoptera, Tenebrionidae. The record is from RefSeq and is a predicted model, not a curated record. Gene Ontology annotation, molecular function: NAD binding; NADH dehydrogenase (ubiquinone) activity; quinone binding. The coding region runs from base 46 to 1410 and encodes 454 amino acids. Gene Ontology annotation, biological process: mitochondrial electron transport, NADH to ubiquinone.